AUGCAUGCGCAUGCGCUGCCAUUGGGGCAGAGGGCGCAGCUGCUGAGGCCGCGAACCCUCUGGGAGCGAUUUGACCUGUGGCCGUUUGCUGCUGCUGCGCUGCUGCUGCUGGCUCUCGCCAUAGGCGAGCAUGAGGCAGCGGACGCUGCGGCUGCAGCCGCAGCAGCUGGCGCUGCUGCAGCUUCAGCAUCAGCGGCUUCGGCUGCAGCAGGAAGGGAUGCUGCGGCAGCAGCACCGCCGGCCUACGCAGCUGUAGGUGUCACUGCAAGCUCGACUGAAGGUCUCUCAGCAGGCCCGACAGAAGCUGCAGCAACUGCAGCAGCAGCAGCAGUAACAGCAGUUCCUGCUGUAACGACCGCCGCAGACGAGAGCUCAGCAGCAACGGUGGAGGAGGCGGAGGCGCUGCCAUGGCUGCUACAGACGCCCUGCUCGGUUUUGCUGCUGUUGCUGCUGCUGUCAUGGGGUGGCUUGAUGCUCGCCAGCAGCUGGGUGCUGCGGCUGAGGCGCUGGAAGGACUACCGGACGUGCAACUCGGCAGCAGCAGAAGCGACGGCAAGGGGAGCACCAGCAGCAGCAACUCACGUCUUCGUUGCUGCUGGAGCAGAAGACAAGGAGGACUUUCUUGUUCCCAUCGAGCUGCUGCAGUGCACAGCAGCAGCAGCUGCGGCUCCUGACGUAACGAAGAAGCCCCAGAACUCCAAAGAUGCCCACAGGCACCACCACCAGCAGCAACAGCAGCAGCAGAAGCAGCAGCAGCAGAAGCAGCAGCAGCAGCAGCAGCACUUUGAGCUGCUCAUAACCCUCAGGGGUCAGCGCUACUUGUACGACUUGAAUAAAGCAGAUUUCUUCCCAGUGGAGGCCCCGCAGCAUUUGCCGCUGCGCAGCUACUUGGACUGGACAGGGCUGAUAGAGUUCCCUGCAGCAGCAGCAGCAGCAGCAGCAGCGGGAACAGCAGCGGCAGCAGCAGCAAGGGGGAACAUGGAUAAGUUCGCAAGGGACGCCAGGCUGCGGUUUGGCCGCAAUUGCUGCGAAGUGCCAGUGCCUUCAUUUGGCGUGCUGCUGCAGCAGCAGCUGCUGUCGCCCUUCUUCUGCUUCCAAACAGCUUGCGUUUGUCUUUGGCUGUUGGAUGGCUACUGGGGCUUCCCUCUAUUGACCCUCGUCUUGCUAAUCAUUGUCGAGGCUCAGACUGCGCUGAAGCACCGGAGGGAGCUGCUGAGAGUGCGGAAGAUGCAGCAGGUGCCUCCUCGGGUGUACGUACACCGCAAGCUCUGCAGCAACAACAGCAGCACUUGCUCGUGGAAGCUCGUUGACGCAGCAGAGCUUCUGCCUGGUGACGUUUUCUGCUGGGACCUUAGCAGCAGCAGCAGCAGCAGCAGCAGCAGCGGUUCCAUCCUGGCCCCAGUGGACGGUUUGCUGCUGCAGGGAACUGCUGUGAUCGACGAGUCUCUGCUGACGGGAGAGGCCAUUCCCCAAGCAAAGGCGGCUUUGUCGCUGACUGCUGCAGAAGUCGGGGCCCUUGAUGAGGCCCUUGACCUCCAGGGCAAACACAAACAGUUUGCCUUCUUUGCAGGCACUUCUUUGUUGGCUGCGGACAAUGACAAGGGUCCGGGUCUUCAAUGCUGCAGACCUCCAAGCGCCUCCCCCGUAGCCUUAGCAGUUCGCACGGGAUUUGCCACCACCGAAGGACAGUUGCUGCGAACUUUAAUGGAAACAACAAAUGCGCCGCAUUCGAGCAGCAGAGAAGGCUGGGUGUUUCUAUUUGUGCUGCUGUUGCUGGCGCUGUGCUGCUGCUGCUACGUGACGUUCACGUCUCCUGUCUCCCCCUUUUCUUACUUUUACACUACGCUGCCUCCACUGCUGCAGUUCCUGCAGCCGUCAUCUGAGCAGCUGCAGCAGGAGCUGCAGCAGCUGCAGCUGCAGCCACAGCAAUACCGCAAACCCUCCAUGUGGCGGCUGCUGUUGUCCCUCUCUCACAUCAUCACUUCUGUUGUUCCCCCGGAGUUCCCGAUGCUCCUUUCUCUCACUCUCACUGUCGGCGUUCUACAUCUUGCCAGGGCUGGCAUCUGCUGCACAGACACGCUGAAGCUUGCUGCGGCUGGUGGAGUGCGCGUAACUGCCUUCGACAAGACGGGCACUCUCACUUACCACAACUAUGACUUGCUGGGCGUCUUCGGUGUUGGCAACAAACCCCAAGACCACGACAAAGAGCAGAAGCAGCAGCAGCAGCAGCAGCAGCAAGCAAAAAAAGGCUCGCCAGUCGCAGCGAACGCAGGCACAAGCCACAGGCCUUCGCUGCUGCCGAGACAGGCACGCCCCACCAACAGCAGCAGCAACACCCAUGGCAGCAGAAAUGGCUGCUGCUCUGUCUGCUGUAGUAUUCUGCAGCUUAGGGAGCUGCCGCUGCUGACAGCUCUUGCUGUUGGCUCCUGCCACUGUCUCAGGCCCGACAGCAAAGGAGUGCUCGUAGGGGACCCUCUGGAGCUUGCUGCCUUCAAGAGCUUCGGCUGGCAGCUCACUUCCCAGAGAACCGCCAUGCUAGCAAUGAAUGCUCGCCUCAACAAGGAACUGACGUCCCGCCAGCUGCAGCUGUACCUUGACCGCUACGCCCUGCCGCAGCAGCAACAGCAGCAGCAGCAACAGCAGCAGCAGCAACAGCAGCAGCAACAGCAGCAGCACCAGCAAGCGGCGGGAGAGGCAACGUCUCCUGCCUUUGCUAGUGCUUCCCCUCCAACACCUCUAUCCCCGCGCCAGCAGCAGGUGCUGCCGUCAGUGCAGCAGCAGCUGUUCAUGCGCCAGCAGCAGUUUGCAGGAGCUGCGAUGGCAGCAGCAGCAGCAAUACCAGCAGCGGCAGCAGAGUCCACGGCCAAGCUUCUCGCUGCGCUGCGGCCAAUGCCUGCGCCGGACCGUCGCGUGUAG
Molecule: messenger RNA, 2916 nt
Organism: Eimeria tenella
Lineage: Eukaryota; Apicomplexa; Conoidasida; Eucoccidiorida; Eimeriidae
Product: P-type ATPase (P-ATPase) Superfamily, related
Exons: 8
Coding region: 1-2916 (971 amino acids)
Cellular component (GO): membrane
Molecular function (GO): P-type transmembrane transporter activity
Source: RefSeq, a predicted model, not a curated record